Ananas comosus (pineapple) is the source of this 3712-nucleotide messenger RNA. Its product is annotated as protein DWARF 53-LIKE-like. The transcript has 4 exons. The record is from RefSeq and is a predicted model, not a curated record. Gene Ontology annotation, molecular function: ATP binding; ATP hydrolysis activity. NCBI's taxonomy places the organism in Eukaryota, Viridiplantae, Streptophyta, Magnoliopsida, Poales, Bromeliaceae.
AUGGAAAAGGCCAUGAUGCAUUUAUUAGUUUUACUACCCUUUUCAACAACUUGUAUGAACCUCAUCAUCACCCAAAAGCAGGGGAAGUUCCCCCCACCUGUCCCCAGUAACAGGGAUGGUAUGAAGGGGACACCUUGGAUUCUCUGUAUCUGCCCAUUUUGUGCAAACACUUAUGUUGGUGUUCCCUCGCGCGCCAGUGUCUGGCGGCGGGGAGCGGCGCGCGCGCUCGACGACGCGUUGGCGUGGCGCGGCGCCGGCGCCACGCCAGACGAGGUCCCUCCACCUCGUCUUCGCCUCCUCUCCCGUCCUGAGACGACGUCGACGUCACGGACGACAUCGUCGUCGCCGCCCUCGCCUCGCCCUCGCCCUCGCCGUCCUCGUCAGUCGCCCGCGAUCCUGCGUAACGCGCUCGCGCGCGCGCGGAGCGCGGCGUACUCGCCCAGGCUCCAGUUCAAGGCCUCGAGCUCUGCUUCGGCGUCGCCUCGAUCGGGCCCGUCGUCGUCGUCGUCGUUCGUCUUCUCGUCCUCGCGGCGGCGGCGCUGGGUCGGGGCAUAACCGCGCCGCUCCGCCGACGCGCGAGGAGCGCCCGUGUCGAACUCGCUCAUGGCGGCGAUCAAGCGGUCGCAGGCGAACAGCGGGCGCAACCCCGGACACGUUCCACCCGGUCUACCAGCGCAAGCAAGCGCGGCGGCGGCGGCUGCGGCGGCGUCGAGCUCGACGUUCUCCGGGGUGAAGGUGGAGCUGCAGCAGCUGGUGCUCGCGAUCCUCGACGACCCCGUGGUGAGCCGCGUGUUCGGGGAGGCCGGGUUCCGGAGCUGCGACAUCAAGCUCGCGAUCCUCCGCCCCCCGCCGCCGAUCCUCCGCUUCCCCCGCGCCGCGCGGUGCCCGCCGCUCUUCCUCUGCAACUUCGCCGCCGGGGACGACUUCGAGGCCCGCGGCUUCGCCUUCCCCUUCGCUCCGCCCCUCCCCCACCCCGGAUCCGACUCCUCCUCCCCCGCCGCCGCCGCCGCCGCCGCCGCCGCCCCCGCCGCCGAGAACUUCCGCCGCAUCGGCGACGUCCUCGCUCGCCGCGGCGGCGGCGGCGGCGGAGGCCGCAAUCCCCUGCUCGUCGGCGUCGGAGCGGCGGAGGCGGCCAAGGACUUCGCCCGCGCCGUGGAGCGCCAGGACUGGGCGGCGCUUCCCCCCGAGCUCCGCGGGCUGAAGCUCCUCGACCUCGAAUCCGACCCCCCCGAUCGGCUCGAGGAGGCGGCGCGGGGCGCGGCGGAGCCCGGGUUGGUGGUGAGCGUGGGCGACCUCAAGGGAAUGGUCGGCGACGAAGGCGAUGGAGGAGAGGAUAAGGGGAGCCUCGUGGUUUCGGAGCUCACUAGGGUUUUGGAGCUCUACAGGGGGAGGUUGUGGGUGGUGGGGUGGUCGGCGACCUACGAAACCUACCUCAAAUUCCUAUCCAAGUAUCCAUUAGUGGACAAGGAUUGGGAGCUGCAGCUGUUGCCCAUCACCUCUGUUAGGGCUAGCAACAUGGGCGGAUCCUUCUCCAAGCCACCCAGCUUGAUGGAUUCGUUUGUUCCGUUUGGGGGAUUUUUCCCUUCAACAUGUGAAUCAAAGGGCCUGCCGAGGACUCAGCACUCGUCGGUGCUCCGGUGCCAAAAGUGUCACGACUGUUAUGAGCAAGAAGUCACGGCUAUUCUUAAGGAGUAUUCAUCGGCUUUUGAAGAUCAAGACCAGCCAAAUUUACCUUCCUCCUGGCUUCACAAACCUAAUAUGGUCAACAUUAAUGAUGGAUCAGAUGUGGCGAAGGCUAAGGAUGACAAAUCAGUGUUGAACUCCAAAAUCACAGAUUUGCAGAAGAAGUGGAAUGACUACUGCCACCGUGUCCAUCGAGUUUCCCAUAGGCUUGAUGCUGACAACCAUCAAUUCUUUCCACAAUUUGUCGGCGUUACUUUUAUUUCUGAUAGGGAAAGUACCAUUAACCAAAAUGGCAGUAUCACCGCAAGUCCAAGCCAAAGAGACAGUGCCAGCUCAUUACCUUUUGUUCCAGAACCGAGAAAUAAGGAUUUCCUAUCCAAACUUCAUGAGAAAAUCUCAAAAAGCGAACAGCUCGAUUCACCGUCAUCUAUAACAUCGGUAGCAACAGAUUUGGUAUUGGCCACUCCAAAAGAACCUCCUUCCAACGAGGAAGAACAUUCAAAGGAGAAAUCCGGGUUUCUUCAAUCAAAGAAGGCUAGCGAGCUCCUACAGCCUUCAAAUUGUUCUAAUGGUGCUUCUUCCUUUGACCAACAUUGUCGAGCUUCAUCUAUUGUUCAAAAGUUUGAUUUAAGCAAUUACAAGUCACUUUGUGCUGAUCUCUUGGAAAAGGUGGGUCGACAAGAGGAAGCAAUUAGUGCUAUUAGUCGGGCUAUAGUACAAUGGAGAACCAGUGAGAGGCGUCGAGGUGCGAGUGUAAAAGGAGGCAUUUGGCUCAGUUUUCAUGGCCCAGAUAGGGUCGGUAAAAGAAGGGUCGCGAUGGCCCUUGCAGAGUUGGUCUAUGGAAGUAAAGAAAACUUCAUCCCCAUUGAUCUAAGUCGCCUGGAUGGCAUCAAUCGUAGCGACAUAAGUUUGAGAGGGAAGACAAGUGUUGAUCUUAUAGCAGGGGAGAUAAGCAAAAAGCCUUCAUCUGUAAUUUUUUUGGACAGUGUAGAGAAAGCAGACUUCCCGCUUCAGAGCAGCUUAUCCCAAGCUAUCCGAACCGGGAAGUUUCCCGAUUCCUAUGGGCGAGAGUUUAGUACCAAUAAUGCCAUCUUCGUGCUUACUACGAAAAACAUAUAUGGUAAAUCCUUCUCCCCAGGGAUCGAUUGUUGUAAUUUCUCAGAGGAAAGGGUUGUGGCAGCACGGGGAUUGCAGAUGAAGACUUCGGUAGAAUCCGUCCCGGCUAAUGUUAGUGGUAAUAACCUAAAUGGCAAAGUGUUGAUUUCUCCGAGUAAACACGGUAAGAAGCAUGCUUCUUUAAGCUCCGUCUUUGUUAGUAAACGAAAGCUGGAUUUUUCCAGUGACCGAGAGAAAGAGUUUGAUUCCUUGGGGACCGCGAAAAGGGCAAACAGAGCAUCGAAUGCGUUCUUAGACUUGAAUCAUCCUGCCGAAGAGAUCGACUUGAAUGAGACAAGCAGUACCAGCAGCCAUGAGAAUGACUCUUUAUCGGAUGAUUCUGAGAAUUGGGUCGAGAACUUAUUCUCUUCGGUGGAUGAGGCUGUGAACUUUGCGGCUUUCGACUUCGAUGCCCUCGCCGAUGCUAUCAUAAAGGACAUUACUAAGUGCUUUUGUCAAACCAUGGGGUCUAAUUGUAUGUUGGAGAUUGAAGCAAAGGCGAUGGAUCAAAUACUUGCUACAGCAUGGGUGAUGGAAGAUAGAGGAGGUAUAAAUACGUGGUUGGAACAAGUAUUAAGUAGGAGUUUUGUUGAGUUAAAGCCAAGGUAUAAUCUUUCUGGUCCCACUCUUCUUAGACUCAUUACUUGUGAGGACACUUUAAGGGAGGAGUAUGUACCAGGAGGUCUCCUUCCUUCUAGAAUAAUCCUGAACUGACAAUUUAGAGUUUGUUGUAAUUAUGUGUACAAUGUAGAAUUAGUAUUUCUUGUGUGAAAUAAGUGUUAGUCCUGUUAAUCCAAUUAUUUUAUGUUGGGCUUUGGUUACCAGGUUAGUGUGCAUAUUGGACUUGGCCUUUAUCAUCAUAUGGUUUUUGCUU